This is a messenger RNA of Cuculus canorus (common cuckoo), 7464 nucleotides long. RefSeq names its product BEN domain containing 3 (gene BEND3). NCBI's taxonomy places the organism in Eukaryota, Metazoa, Chordata, Aves, Cuculiformes, Cuculidae. Gene Ontology annotation, cellular component: heterochromatin. The record is from RefSeq and is a predicted model, not a curated record. Gene Ontology annotation, molecular function: DNA binding. The coding region runs from base 362 to 2872 and encodes 836 amino acids. Gene Ontology annotation, biological process: rDNA heterochromatin formation. The transcript is spliced from 5 exons.
GCUCCUCCCCCCUCCCCUCCCGCCUCUGCCCCUGCCCCGGGGCGGCGGGUGGCGCUGGCCGCGGCGGCUCGGGGCUCGGUGUCCUUGUGCGGAAAUGACACACGGUCCCGUCACGUCACGCGAGAGCGCAGCGCGCGGACCCUCGCACACAAAGAGCGGGGGGGAAACGCGGGCAGCAGCGGCGGCCGCUCCAGCCGCCCCCGCCGUCCCGGGGCUCCCGUGGCCCCGCGCGGAGACGAGGUGAGUGCUGGCAUCUCCCAGGCUCCGUUGCAUGAGACCUAGCAGUGGCUCAGCACAGGUGUCUGUACAGCACCAACUCUAGUAGCUAUCAAGGCAGUUUAGAUGGGAAGUGAAAUAGAAGAUGAAUUCAGCUGAAAUCAGUGAUGAUGAUGAAGUAAGAAUUCCUAAAAAAAAAAUUGUGAAAGUAGAAACAGAAAAUGAAGAUGAAGCUCUAGACUGCUCAGUAACAUCCAGAUCUGCUGAGAAACACUCACUGGAUGGCACAGUUACUUGCCUACAGGAUUCCAACAAACGGAAGCAGACCUCACUUGGUUGUGAUGGUUCAGGGAGCCAGCAAGAUGUCUUACCCAGUGUGAAGAAAAGACGCUUUACACAAGAGGGCCCCCUUUCAAACAUGAAGAACAGAGAUACUGGCUCACCCACUCAGGUAAAUGCAGAGCAGACAAACAAGAACAAGAAUCCUAACGUAACAUGGCUCAGUGAAGAAGAUUCCUUCAGUGAUAUAACCACUCCAUCUUAUAAAAAACCUCUCUAUGGCAUCUCACACAAGAUCACGGAGAAGAAGAAUCCACCAGGAGCAGAGCAGUUUGCUUCUUAUGAGUUGUUUGAAAAAAUCAACCCCAGCAGUCCCUCGCAUCUUCGGACUUUGAACGAUCAACGCAAAAGGGACUCAGCUGCAGCCAUUGCUGUAGCAGCAGCCACUGCAGAUUCUGAUGCAAAUAUAUACUCUUUGAUACAGAAAAUGUUUUACACGCUUAACACCCUCAAUACUAAUAUGACUCAGCUUCACAGUAAAGUUGACCUGUUGUCUCUGGAGGUUAGCAGAAUUAAAAAGCAAGUCAGUCCAGCAGAGUCUGUUGCAGACUUCAAGCCUCCCCCAGAGUACCAGCUGACUUCUGCAGAGCUCAAACAAAUCAUGGAUCAAAGCACGUCAGGCGGAGACUUAGCUUGCCGGUUGCUAGUGCAGCUUUUCCCAGAACUCUUCAGUGACGAUGAAUUUAGCAGAAGCUGCAGCGCAUGUGGCUUUCUAAAUAAAAGGAAACUUGAAUCUCUUCAUCUGCAGCUUAUCCGUAACUAUGUGGAAGUUUGUUAUCCUUCUGUGAAGAACACAGCAGUGUGGCAGGUGGAGUGUUUGCCCCAAGUCAAUGAUUUUUUCAAUAGAUUUUGGGCUCAAAGGGAAAUGGAAAACAGUCAGCAGAAUGUACAGUCAUCUAGCUUUUAUGAGACUGAGCAGGUUGAAUCCUCCCAUUAUAUGGAGGAUAAAGAGCAGGAGGAAGCUUUAUCCUUGGACAGGAGUAAUGUCAUUGCCUCAGAUUACAUGCUGGAUGCUCAGGAUCUCAAUGAAUUUUUAGAUGAAGCUUCUUCUCCAGGGGAAUUCUCUGUUUUUUUGUUACACAGAUUGUUUCCGGAACUCUUCGACCACAGAAAAUUAGCUGAAAGGUACAGCUGCUUUGGAGAUUCUGGGAAACAACUGCUGGAUCCUCAUCGGCUUCAAAUAAUCCGUAGGUACACUGAAAUUUACUUUCCAGAUGUGCAAGAUGACGAAGCCUGGUUGCAGCAAUGCAUUCAAAGAAUAAACGAUGAACUUGAAAAUACAUAUAUGGAUGGAAGCGAAUGUGAUCAGAUGAGAGAUGACUGUUACGAUUCUUCUAGUUUACCAGAUGAUGUAUCAAUCAUAAAAGUGGAAGACAGUUUUGAGUAUGAAAAACCUGGCAGACGCUCAAAAAAAAUAUGGCUUGUACCCAUAGACUUUGACAAACUUGACUUUCCCCCUCCUGAUUUUGAUGUCCCUGUCCCAGAUUACCUGUUGAACAAAGAACAGAUUAAAAGCAUAUAUGAAAGCAGUCUUUCUAUAGGCAACUUUGCCUCUCGAUUGCUUGUUCUCUUAUUUCCUGAACUUUUUACUCAUGAAAACUUACGGAAGCAAUACAACUGUAGUGGAUCUUUAGGCAAGAAACAGCUUGACCCCACUAGAAUUAAAUUAAUUCGGCAUUAUGUGCAGAUACUGUACCCCAGAGCAAAGAAUGACAGAGUGUGGACAUUGGAGUUCGUUGGGAAGCUUGACGAGAGGUGUCGGCGAAGAGACACUGAGCAAAGGCGCACAUACCAACAGCAACGGAAAAUCCACGUGCCAGGGCCCGACAGGAGGGAAUUUCUUAGCUAUGCAAUAAACCCUGAGAGGUUUCGAGAAGAAUUUGAAGGGCCGCCACUGCCACCAGAAAGAAGCAGCAAGGAUUUUUGCAAGAUACCACUUGAUGAACUCGUCGUUCCUAAUCCUGACUUCCCUGUGCCUUCUCUGUAUUUGCUGUCUGAUAAGGAGGUAAGAGAGAUAGUGCAGCAGAGCCUGUCAGUCGGCAACUUUGCUGCCAGGCUUCUUGUAAGACUCUUCCCUGAACUCUUUACUGCAGAGAAUCUCAGACUGCAAUAUAAUCAUUCAGGUGCUUGUAACAAAAAACAGCUCGAUCCUAUCAGGCUGAGACUGAUCCGUCAUUACGUGGAGGCAGUUUACCCCGUGGAGAAAAUGGAAGAAGUAUGGCAUUAUGAAUGUAUACCGAGCAUUGAUGAAAGAUGCCGGCGUCCUAACAGAAAAAAGUGUGAUAUACUGAAAAAAGCAAAGAAAGCAAAUAAGUGACAGGCUCUUUAAAUUCCUAAGACUUUGACCACUAAAUUAUUGUCAGGAUCAUGCUUUGGUUUAGACUGAAGGGCCUGUCAGGAGCCAAGUGUGCUCAGCAUCUAGGAGAGUCAGGCACUAGGUUGUGUUUUAAUGUGUACAUUGCAUCGAUGUGGGCACCGCAGCAGUGGGAAGUGGCUUACUACAUUUGUACAUGGGUAAAGACCAUAAUUCGUUGGUGGUAGAGAUAUCAAUGAUUGAGUAAGAGCACGAUUUUCACUGGUACAAAUACACGUAUUGAGACUGUAUUACUCCACUCCCCAUUUCUGCAUCUUUUUAUCACUUUCUAAUAAUAAAGAUUUAUUUUUUUUUAAAUCAUGCUCUUCAGGGGCAAUUUUUUGUUACACCCUUAUAAACAGUCUUGUUAGUUAAUUCAGAGUUUGAAAUUUAAACUUAAAUUAAAUUUGAAAGUGCCAUAUUCAUUGGAAAUCAUUGGAAUAUUAGACUUUGCUUCUACAGUAUUUGCAGCUUCGCAUUUGUUUUGUUCUUGAUGAUACUGUGAAAGUGAGAAUAAUAAUACUGUGUCAAAGAAUGGGUCAGAGUGGUGUCAUUUGCAUUUCUGACUGUUACCAGGUUUUAUUUCUAAAACCAAGAUUAAACUGUUGAAGAAUUGAGGCGUGAGCAUAGAAGUACUGUGAAUGCCUUUUUUAUAUAGACGCCACAAGCUUUAUUCUGCCCCUGUGAGUUCGUUUUUUUGUUUUGUCCAGUGUCACUGCUGGUGUGACGGAGGGUGGCUCGUCUGAACAGAGCCAGCAGAACAGACCCAAGCCUAUACCCAUGGAAUGUCUUGCUGUUGCCUGCUUGCCACUCUAUUUGUAAAAUAACAAACAACAAUAAAAAGACCCAAAACAAGAACUUAGAAAAAUUUUAGACCUUACUCUCUAUGAAAAUAAUGAUUCCAAAGGUUUCCAGUAUUCAUGUUGAAUUGCAUUAUAAGAUGUAUGUGCAAAGACUGAUUCUGUGGUGGAAUUGUUUCAGGUUCCCCACAUAUGAGCUGUGGUAAUCAAUGUAACUUAUUCUUUGUGUGAAUGCAGCACCAUCUGGGUAUUUUGGAUGUAGGUAUAUUGAACUCUCUCUCACUCUGCCAAAUGGAUUUAAUGUUACUAGUAGCUGUUUGGAGGCAUAACUAUGUAGGUAUAACUUGGGUUCAUACGGUCAAGUUUGCAUCGUUAAUAUGUUCAAGUGUAACAAAGAACACCCAGAACCCAAUGUGAAUUUGCUGUAUGAUUUGUCACUGGAAAGUGCUGCUUAAAAACUAGUUUUCCUCUUUUUUUUUUUUUUUUUCUUUUUUUAAAUUUUAAUACUGAUAGAAGUGGUGAGAGAGAGUCAGGUAUGGAAUUUUAAGACAGUAAAGACAGCAAUCGCUUACUGACUGUUACUGGAACACCUUGGAGCAAUUGUUGAUGUUCUCUGUGGUCCUUUUGUUGUUUACUUAGAUGGGUCAUAGUAUCAAAUUUUAGGUCUGUUCCAGUGUAAUUUUGUAUUUUAGCGUUUGUAAGAAAGUACAAAAUACUUGGUAUUUUUACUUCAGAUUUUUAGAAUUUAUUGUUCUUAGAGUCAUAUCAAUCCCUUUCUUUUUAAAAAAAUGAAGUGUUCUUUCCUAAUGGCAAGAACUAGUUAAAAGUAUUAUGUUAAACCGGGAGUAAAUCAUGAUAGAUAGUAGCGUUUGCUCAUUUUCCCCAUAUGCUGGCAACAUUCUCAAAAAAUGUUUAAAGAAAGUCAUGAAUGUACUAGAUCCACUGAUACUGUUUAUAUCCAUUUAAAUGUUUUGUGUUGGUUUAAAUACUAGCAGACCAUGCACAAAAUGGAUAUCGAAGCAAAUAUGGCUAUAAUAAAAUGAAAACAUUUUACCAAAGAUAAAGAACUGAUACCACAAUGUCUGCAUCAUAUCUUUCCUUUUGGUUCAUAAAUUUAGCAAAUUGAAUGUACCAGAAACCAAGACUAUCUCUUGUAAUUGUAUGCUACCUAGCACCUCUGUGGAACUUUUUACAUGCACUUUUAUGGGAGAUAUAAAAUGACAGAAAUUAUUAACAGCUGCUUAAUUUGUUGCUGUGAAUAGCUGGCCAGAAGGUAAGAAAUAUAAUUCUAUUUUCUUACCUUAAUGUCAUACACAUUUCACCACUUUGUCAUGUCAAAACUCCCAGAAGAAUUCAAUAUAUAUUAAACUUUUGUACAAUUGCCAGAUGUUACUAGCUAGCAUGCAAAUCUGAGUGAUACUGCCUUUAUUGUAGAUGCUGACAUUAAGUAAAACAAAUCAGUCCAUUUGUAUUAUCUACUAAGUAGUGCAAAAGCUAUUUUCACCUUAAAAAAUCACAUUUUUGAAAGUGGGUUUAGAAAGAUUUUUAUUUUUUCUUCUCUUCUGUUUAAUUGCUGUGUACAUUCCUUUUAUCUCACUCUUCACAACGCUUUCAUGAUUCGUUUGAUUGUGUGUUUUAUAACUGGUAUCAAGAAAAUACAGACAUAUGAAUAGUGACAUAGUUCAUUAAUGAAAGCUCUUGCAGUACAUCUGAAGUACAGCCACUUCAUCCAGUUGGUCAGUCUUGUAAAUAAAUUAAAGGUAUAUUAUUUUCAUACAAGAGGAAUGUUGUCUGGUGAUUGCUUGAGUACAAGCAGGGAUUUUUUCCCUAUACAGUCUGUCACUAAGAUCUGAGAUAACCUUAGCUAGUCAGACAGUACAUAAAUUAAAAUACCCUGGUUUGCUGCAGCUGCUUAAAAAGAUUUUUCUGUCUUUCAGAAUUUUUAUGUUUAAAAGAAUAAACUUGUAAUUUUGCAAGUGAGGCUAUGAUAGGAAGAUUGGUAGAUAUCAAAGCGUUUGGAACAUACAUAGCCAUGGACACAUGGACUUCCCAUUACUUUCUACCUGCCAGGUCAGUAAACCCUGUUAAGGUGCAUAUCAAGGGUCUCUACUUCUUGUAGUUUAAAUAUAUCAGCUUUGGAUAAGCAUUGAAUACCUCACUUCUAACAGUCUCUAAAAGAAAGUGUAAUAUAUUAUGGCUCCAUAUUUUUAUGUCUUACCCAUUUUCUACAAAUUUAAAACUUACUUAGAAGCUGUGUAAAAGAUGUAAACCGGCACAUGAAAAAGGAGGUCAAGUUCCCAUCAGUUCAUUGCCCACUAACUGUAUUCAGGUGAUGGAAUCAAGUUUGCAAAUGAGAAAAAUCUUUACUUGAAGUCAACCACUUUGUGACACUAACGCAUUAAGGCCACCAAAGUGUUUCAUGUUCUAGGAAAUGUUUGUCACUGUUUUUUCUCCUCUUCAAAAUGCAUAUAAUUUAUUUCUAGAUACCUUUUUUAAAAAAAUGUCAUUUGUGUCUUUUCAGUUAUUGAUAUUUAUAUUACGAUAUAGCAGUGAGAAACAGAAUUGCAUGCUCAGUGCUCUACAAAGGCACAUCAGGUCUAAUUUCAUGCUGGAAGGGAUUACUGUGCAUUCUACAGCCGUGAGAAGCACAGCAAAUAAUAUGCAGGUUUUAUUCAUAAUUUAUUUUCAUUCAGACUUUGUUUCACUGAUUAAAGGAAUGUGAAAGAGAUGGAAAAUUCAGUGUCUUUAGCUUGCCUGUGCUAAGGAGGAAGCAUAAACUGACAAGUGUCAUUUAAGUUGAUUGUGUUGAAAAUCUAUGGGAGAACAAGAGUGGCAGGUUCAAGCCUAUGAUUUUUUUGAGUUAAGUCAAACAAACUCCAUCACUGUCAUUGCCAAGAAUUGUUCAGUACCUUAGUUUGACUUUCUGAUUUUUUCCAUUGUUACAGCAAUUCAGUUAACACCAAUGGAGUUAGAGAACUUCCUCAAGAACAUUCUGAAAACAUCCUUCUAAAUGUGCUUGAAGUUGUUUAAAAUAAAUAGCUGACAUGAUGGUUUAGUUCUCUCUCUUAAUUCUCUUAUGAUUGUCUUUGCUAAGAAAGACAGAAAGAGAUCCCCAUUUGUUUGUCUUUAUUCUUUCCUACCUACUUUUUUUGUCCUAGUAAAGAUAAAUUUCUAGUAGUAACAGUGCUUUUGAAAUCCUCACUGUACCUCCUCCAUUAUAAAAGCCGUUCAUCUAAACUUCUCACUGGUAGUGAUAGUCCUAAUUUCUUACAGAAAUUUCUCACAGAAUACAUAAUACUCAUAAUUGUCUUUGUCACGGCUCAUCUAAACCCUUGGAAAAGCUGUCUCUCCUGCAGCAGAGCGCUGGCUGAUGGAGCUGCCCUGGGUCGGGCAGUCCCACGGUUGGAAGCAGAUGACUCCUGACAAAAUCAAAACUCCAUCAUAUUCAUAACAUUUUCCUUAUACAUCAUCUGACAGGCAGGAGAUUGGCUCUUAAACUCUAUUAGUUUUGUCCAGCAUAUUCCUUUCAUUUUUGUCAUUUUCUAGAUGCUAUCUUUUCUAGUGAGCGUCCAGAAAAGCCUGUGACAUGGGCAGAUCCCCCGCUUACUCGUUUCCUGAUCUGUUCAGCGAUGGGGCUGUGGUCCCCACUAAGCAUUUUUCUUUCAUUAACAAUUCAGAAGGAAGAACUUUGAUUCUCAUAGGAUGGAAAGAGCUGUAAUAGAACAGAAGUAAAGCUGUUACAUGUUCUUUUCCUAG